Messenger RNA from Exophiala viscosa, 4082 nucleotides. RefSeq lists its product as uncharacterized. The transcript has 4 exons. Lineage: Eukaryota; Fungi; Ascomycota; Eurotiomycetes; Chaetothyriales; Herpotrichiellaceae. The record is from RefSeq and is a predicted model, not a curated record. The coding region runs from base 244 to 3651 and encodes 1135 amino acids.
AGUCAUGGAACAAAAGCCCCCUGAAUCUGCAUGAGACGUUCCGCGCUGUGCCUCAUUGGUAAUGUCGUGCAUGUGGAUUCCCCUCGAGGGUGCAUCUCCAGACUUUUUGAUGGUUGCGAUCAGUGAUUUGCGCUGAAUCCCUGAGCCUGCUGUCCUCUGUGCCUUUAGACGUUGUUUUUCCCGACUGUACAUGUCAGCCUUGAACAACAUCGUGGUUGCGGCCACCUCAGAUGAAGCCGAGCAAUGUCGUUGAAUGGGCUUGAUGAAGUUGCGGUCGCCGCUGCGCACCGAGCUGCGCUGGCAGAACCAGGAGGAUGGUUCUUGCUCAAAUAUGCCAAUCGCGACACGGUAGAGCUGCUGCAGAAAGGGGCGGGAGGUGUGCAGGAAGUAAGAGGUGCGGUAGAAAAAUAUGAAGAGAAAUCACCACUAUAUGGCAUGCUGCAACACCGGCGGAAGAAGAUCAUCUUGAAAUAUGUACCAGAGGGCACUUCGCGACUAUUGCAAGUGCGGCUUACUGUACAAUUCCAAUCCAUCCUGGAAAUAUUCACACCGCAUGACACCGUCUUCUCAUUUACCGCGGCUUCGGAGUUGACUGAGUCUUCUCUUGGCUCAUCGAUGAUGCUAGCGCCCUCAGCCGCUUCAUUAAGGUCCUCGAGCUCAUCUUUACGGCGGCGCAGACUUGACGAGAUCACGGAGGAUGCAGAAGAAAGUGCAACUGAAGCAGACGACAAGGUCAACCGCACGCCGCAGACAGAAGAGCCCGCAGCGCAAAGCUACGGAAAGCGCGAACUAGACGAGUUGCCUGCGAGUGCUAUUCUGGCCAAAGCACUGUUGGCAAAGAGGAGGGAAGAAGCUGCGGCCGCUGCAGCAGAAGAAAAUGCACAAUUGGCAACUCUCGACUUUCCUCUACCACCUUCUAGGGAUGGUCUCUCCCCAAAAAGGGCGCCUCCAUCUUUUCAUCUAUCCGUACCUCCUCCCGUAGAGAAGGUCUUGCCUGACACACCCGAGUCAACGCCCCCAACUACCAGCGGAGGUGAACCGACGAGAGCCCCCGACUUCGACGCAGCAAGUAACAUACUUCUGGACGCCAGAAACAAGGAACCUGCGGAAGCGCUCACGCCGCGUCCUCUGCACACUCGUCACCUUUCUGCUGCAGAGUCAGAUAGUAUUAGUCAGUGGACGAACCACGUCGCAUCGUAUGUCAGCGUUGAUUCAACAAAGAAGAAGAGAGCACCUCGACCCCAUGUUGAGGCAGGCCAUCGUCCGAAGACGUCGGGCACGACGGACAGCAGUCUGAGCGAACGGCCAGUCGCCAACCUACCAAACAGUAUUCGAGUGAGCAAUAAACAUUUGCUGAAUUUGGGCGUGCGACCGUCGUCGCAGCAAUCCACUCGCAGCGUCCCUGCUCGCUUCGUACCCUCCAGCCGUCCUACGACAGGUGUGCCACCGCUACCUUCUCCCUCACAUGCACAGUCACUCUACACACCAGCAGAAAGUCGCCCUGCUGUAUCCAGGCCUGCCUCGGUUACGACAGAGGCGUCAACAGCAACGCCAGAAAAGCUGAGAAUGAUGAAAGCGCUACAGCUACGCAAACGAAGCAUGCUUCUAGCACAAAGAUCUUCGGUGAACACUUCUGCGGCACCGGGUCCUCAGGGCGGUGUUACCACAGGUUCGAGUCUGGGUCCGCAGGCGUCGAAUCCCAGUCAGGAGCACCUUGCAAACAUUGACGAAGAAACGAAUCUCGCGCAGUCAUCCAGUACGACAUCUCCAACAUUCAUGACACACAUUUCGCAAGAGCCAUCGACGAAGGCUUCCUCGUACACAGAUCCAGAUGAUGCAUCCCAGAAUCGUCGGUCACUCUCUUCGGCAACCAGCUCGUCCGUAACCCCGAGGGCAGGUAUUCAAGAAAAGCUAAGCCCACGCGAGGAGUGGCAAGACGAAAGACCUGCUAGCAGAUCAAGACUGGGCAUUGGAACCUUACCCAAAGUCCAGGGCUCUGACACCAGAAAGGAGACAACAACCUCGACAAAGUCAAUCUCCAGCCCAAGUCGACGAGACGCUCCAUUUUCUCUUUUUCCACGCGAGACAUCGAGCAGGCAAAACCGAUCUCUCGAGCAGUCUUCUGCAUUUGAUAGAGCCCAAACCUCAAGGCGCAUCGGGCCACCUGAGGCUUUGAGGCUUGUAGCCACGGGUGAUACCUCUGCUUCGGAUGUCUCUGAAGACGAGUUGCUUAUGGACGAACUGCAAAAUGCCACUGUGCAUGAAGCGAAGCCCAUGUCGGUUGCACGCUCGCCUGUAACUCCUAUAAUGUCAAGGGGCAGUACUGACCGACUCCGUGAGUUCACGGCUAGGAACACAAGCGCUGGCUCGCAAGCUCGGCGGAGUCCUGGAAGCACGCCUGAUCGGACGAGGUCUAGCAGCAUACGGAGUACCUCUACUGCGUUACCUCAGUGGCCACCUGUGCAAGCUGGACAAGCGCCAGUCCCUUUGACGAAAAAACCAACUCUCGGCACCGGCAUAUCCAAACGCAUCAAAGCUUUGGAAGUGUUGACCACAAAAGAGACGGUUUCGCAACAACCUCCAGCUCCUGUACGAGAAAUCAUUGGGGGGAAUUCAGCCUUCUCAGCCUUCAUGAAGCGCUCGUCGUUGAUAAGCAACCAGCCAACCCCCAAUGCCUCUACAGAUGCCUCGCCACCAAAGAAACUGCCUGUGUUGGCCUUCCAUGCCGACGCACCAUCCACAAAGCCAAAGGAGAACACGCGUCCAUCGGUUGAUGCCUACGCCCCUGUCCAGAAAGGAGAGACCAUAUCCGUUACCGCUAAGAUCAUCCGAGAUCCUGUUCACAAGCAUCCACCAAUGUCACCCAGUUCCAGCUACAAUACUCCUCUCAACCUAUUCCGAAGUCCUUUAAUCGUCGAACAUGAGAAAUACGAUGAGCUUCCAAGAGACCACUCGAUGGUUUCUAUUCAAUCCUCGCUUAAAAGUCCGGCCAGGUCCGAGAAAGGCAGAUUCUCCUUUUCCUCCCAUCGUUCAGGCUCUAAUAGCAAUCUGCCUCGAUCGGAAUCAAUUCACAGCAAAAUGUCGCAUUCGAGCACCUACAAAAAGCAUGGACCACGGUCGGCCAGUGACACAACGUCUAUCGGAGAGGAAAAGACGAAAACAUCCAGGACUAGCCGCUUGAUGAAGCGGGUGUCAAACCUCACCUCUUCGCGCAACAAGAACCAGCCGGCUUCUAAGGCGCAGUCGCCUCCCAAACAACUUCAAGAACCACUUGAUCCGAUACGGCAGGACUCAUUCUCCGAGUCCCUGCUGCAUGUUGUUGAUAUCGGGGAUGUCAACGUACAAUUUCCCGAGUCACUCUUAUGGAAGCGUCGCUUUAUCAGAAUCGACGACCAAGGUUACAUUAUCUUUUCGCCGCCUGUCACCGACGCGAACAUGAGGAGCGUCAGUCGAAAGUAUCAUCUGAGCGACUUUAAGCAACCCACACUUCCUGACAUGGAAAGAGAAGAGAUAGCGUGGAGUAUAGUCCUUGAUUUACUGGACGGGAGAUGUGUCCAGUGUGCGUGUGAGAGCAGAAGUGCCCAGCAACAGGUUUUACAGAUGCUCAUUGAUGCCCACAGUGCUUACCAACAGCUAUAUACUGGAGGGUAGGAGGACAUCACGGCUAGCAUAUCCCAGAAGCAAUGACAAUGACGACGUCUAAUCAACUUUUUCGCAUACCUGGAUUCAAAUGAUUGAUGAGCAACAAGCAAGCAUUGGCGUUGGAUUGGUUUUGGUCAUGCUAUCUGGGCCAUCAAGGAUUUCGUGUGUUUUCCGACAAAGGCCUGUACUUUUAUACUCAAAAAGCCAAAUAUUGGCAUGUAAAGUAUACAGACACGAUUUCGUACUGUAGCGAAAAGUACUUGCGCGAUUGUGUUGUGAGGGCCCAGAUUGUGAUGCUGGUUGGUCUAUCAGUAAUCUUGAUCCAAGUGACGUCGACAAGGCUGAGGAUGCCUAGGAGACAGACUGGCCUUUCCGCAAUUAAUGCUUGGAAAUCCACCAGCUUCACGCCUCAAACGUCAAACAGGGACCCCGGGCCCACC